Messenger RNA from Sciurus carolinensis (gray squirrel), 243 nucleotides. RefSeq names its product ATP synthase subunit ATP5MJ, mitochondrial-like. The record is from RefSeq and is a predicted model, not a curated record. Gene Ontology annotation, cellular component: mitochondrion. Bases 1 to 183 code for a protein of 60 amino acids. Lineage: Eukaryota; Metazoa; Chordata; Mammalia; Rodentia; Sciuridae. The transcript has a single exon.
AUGCUUCAAACCAUUUUUAAAAAAUACCGGAUCCCCUUGAAGCCCUACUAUACCCAGGUUUACCAAGAGAUUUGGAUAGGAAUGGGGUUGAUGAGCUUCAUUGUUUCUAAAAUCAGGAGUGCUGAUAAAAGAAGUAAAGCUUUGAAAGGUUCAAGUCCUGCACCUGCUCAUGGUCAUCAUUAGCCAGCUUGCUUGAGUAGAGAAUCAUCUGUCUGCCUGUAAAUGUAAGCGGACUUUGUUAGA